Messenger RNA from Dentiscutata erythropus, 333 nucleotides. The record is from the annotation of a GenBank genome assembly. Lineage: Eukaryota; Fungi; Glomeromycota; Glomeromycetes; Diversisporales; Gigasporaceae.
AUGUUUGUUGUUGCUCGUGAUCGAGGCUAUAUCGUUCAUUCUAAUCAUGAGGCUGGUGUGGGAAGAUAUGAUGUAAAAAUAGUUCCAAAAUCGGGUGUUGGUGAAAUGGCUAUCAUUAUUGAAUUUAAAAUUGUUCGUAAUAAUAAAAGUUUAACCGAAGCGGUUCAUGAGGUAUUAUGUCAAAUAGAAGAGAAGCAGUAUCGAGCAGGUCUACAAGACGAAGUUAAAAGGCUUUUGGAAAUAGGAAUUGCAUUUAAAGGGAAAGAGGCUUGUGUAGUAGGGCAUUUAUUGAAUAGAACUGAGAAUAGAGAAUGGAUCAAAUCUUUACAAUGA